Molecule: messenger RNA, 1776 nt
Organism: Nerophis lumbriciformis (worm pipefish)
Lineage: Eukaryota; Metazoa; Chordata; Actinopteri; Syngnathiformes; Syngnathidae
Source: RefSeq, a predicted model, not a curated record
AUGUCCAUGAGAAGUACGCAGGGCAUGUCCAUCGCCCAGGCGUUGGCCAUGACUGUGGCUGAGAUACCAGUCUUCCUCUAUUCCACAUUUGGACAGUCCAUCUUCUCCCAGCUGAGGCUGAGCCCGAGUUUGAAGAAGGUGCUCUUCGCCACAGCGCUGGGCAGCGUGGCUUUGGCGCUCACCGCCCACCAACUCAAGCGGCGCGGCAGGAAGAGGAAGCAGGUGGUCCAUUCCAAGGAACCCCAGGCGCCGGUCGGAGUGCCCGAGGCAUUACUUAGGACGGGGAGGCCGUCGUCCUUGAAGAGAGGCCCGCUGUCAGGCCGGCAGGCGAUGAGCCCCAGCACCCGCAGCAAUGACACACUGAGCGGCAUCUCAUCUCUCGCGCCGAGUAAACAUUCAAGUUCUUCACACAGCUUGGCAUCUAUGCGGGUCGCGACCUCCCCGAAUCAGUCGGUCAAUCCACCGACGCCUUGGGAGGCCGAAGAGACUGCAGAAGGGCAGACGGCCGCCGUUGAAGAAGCCAAUGCGGAGAAUCUCUAUCUAAUGGGCAUGGAGCUUUUCGAAGAAGCCCUCCACAAAUGGGAGCAGGCGCUGCACGCGCGCCAUGCCCGCAGGAAUUUGAGCAGCAGCAACAGCAGCUUGACGCUGCAGGGGGCGAUGGCCGGAGACGCGGUAAGUUUCACAGAGGCGCAAAACAAAGUGUUUGCCGACAAGCUGGAGACGCUGCUGCAUCGUGCGUAUCACCUGCAGGAGGAUUUUGGCGGCAGCAUUCCUGCUGACAGCGUUCUAGCUGACUUUGAGAGCGAAGGAACGCUCAUUUUACCCCCGCUGGAGAGUUUCCAGCUGCUGCCUGAUGAUGACGCCGCUACAGUCUCGUCGGACGACUCCUUCUUUUCUGCCGUGGAGAUGUUUGACACCAUCUCAUUACAAGACCCCUACCAGCUCCUAAAGCCUGCCCCGCUCUAUGAGGAAGCUUUGGCUCGUGUCAGAGAAGAACGGGUGGCCUACAGGUCGCUAAGGACUGAACUACUUGAAUGUUACGGGGACCACGAUUUCCUGGCAAAGCUGCACUGCGUGAGACAAGCAUUCCAGAUGCUGUUGUUAGAUGAGACUCACCGCACAUUCUUCAUGGAGACGGGCAAGCAAAUGAUAGCCGGCCUAAUGGUGAAGGCCAACAAGAGUCCUAAAGCAUUUCUGGAAAGCUAUGAGGACAUGCUGCUAUACACUCAGAGAGAAGAGACGUGGGCCGUCACCAAGAUGGAACUGCAGGGUCGAGGGGUGGUGUGCAUGAGCUUCUUUGACAUAGUGCUGGACUUUAUCCUGAUGGAUGCCUUUGAAGACUUGGAGAACCCGCCCUCGUCAGUGGUGGCCGUGCUGAGGAAUCGCUGGCUCUCGGACAGCUUUAAAGAAACGGCUUUGGCGACGGCUUGCUGGUCCGUGUUGAAGGCCAAAAGGCGUCUCCUUAUGGUUCCCGACGGCUUCAUUGCCCACUUCUACACCAUAUCGGAGCAUGUGAGCCCUGUUCUAGCCUUUGGCUUUUUAGGCCCCAGGCAGCACUUGAGUGAAGUGUGUACGAUAUUCAAGCAACAAAUUGUGCAGUACCUCAAGGACAUGUUUGAUCACGACAAGGUACGCUUCACCUCAGUGCAGUGCCUGGCCGAGGACAUCUUAAAACUCUCGCACCGCCGCAGCGACAUCCUACUGGGCUACCUGGGCAUCGACGGCCUCCAGGAGCUCAACGGGGGCCCGGCCGGUGACAUGCAGGGACCCCACUAA